Ornithorhynchus anatinus (platypus) is the source of this 1190-nucleotide messenger RNA. It is a transcript of the gene TEX55, whose product is annotated as testis expressed 55. Bases 73 to 399 code for a protein of 108 amino acids. Lineage: Eukaryota; Metazoa; Chordata; Mammalia; Monotremata; Ornithorhynchidae. The transcript has 4 exons. The record is from RefSeq and is a predicted model, not a curated record.
CCGUCCCCGCCGGUUGCCAAGGCGACGGCGCGACGCAGCCUUCCCCGGGGAGCGCGGCCGGCGGGGCGGAGGAUGGGAGAGCGCCGCCAGGGACAGCUGGAACAUCAAAACAACCUUAUUCCCAGCCCGGAACAAAGCCCGGUCCCUGAAGGGAGGAAGCUGGAAACGUCCAGGCCGGAUCCCCCUGAGGUGUUCAAGGAUCCCUUCGAGGUGGCCGUCAGAUACAUGGAGAGACACAACAUCCUGCAGAUAUUCCAGUCUCCCGGUCUCCGGCCCUCCCCCCGCCCCUCUCGUCCUCAGCAGAUCACGGAAGAGCUAGUGUACGAGAAGCCAGAGGACCCCUUACAGUUCAUGCUGGAGCAGGUCCAAACUAUGCUGAACAAAAGAGAAGAGAAAUGACUGUCCCGGCGGCCUCCUUCGCCAGCGACCUCCAGCAGUGACCUCCAUCUGUAGCCUCCAUCUAUCCGCGACCUCCGUCAGUGGUGGCCUCCAUCUGCGCCGGCCUCCACCGGCGGCCUCCUUCGCCAGCGACCUCCGUGAGGGGCGGCCUCCGUCGACAGCGGCCUCCUUCGGCGGCGACCUCCAUCGGUGGCCUCCGUCAUCAGCGACCUCCGUCGAUAGCGGUCUCCGUCAGCGGCGGCCUCCAGCGACUUCCGGCCGGGGGCCACAAGCCAUCGGGCCCUCCCCCGACUCCGCCCUGGCUCCCCUCUGGGCACAACCGGGUCCUCCCCACCCCCCGCCUCUCUCCCCCGGGCGGGCAUCGCCCGACCCACCCAGGGACAGGCCGUCCUUCCCUCCCUCCUUCCCCGUAGACGCUCCCCAGGUCCCGGUCGCCGCCCCGAAACCGGCCCGACGGGUUCUCCGAGGCCGAAGCCUUCUCCCCGGUUGACCGGCUCCCGGCCGAGGAAUUUCCCAGCAACCACCGCGGGUGACCCACCGACACGAGCGCUUGGGGGCCGAGCCGCUCCGGGACGGUCCCGGCCCCGCUUCCCCCCGCCCGGCCCCCCUCGCCGACCCCAGGAUGAGACCGGAGUCCGCCCCGCUCCGUCCUCCUCGCUGCCCCGGGCCCACUGACGGUUCGGGCCUCCCCCGGGGGCCCGGCCGGAGACCCCGCCGUGAACUCCGGGAGCCCCCUCCGACUCUCCCACGCUGAACGCGGAAGCCAAAUAAAACCACUGGCCGCCGGCGAC